UUCCGGCACGCAAAAUACAAUUGACCUCACGGCGCACACUGAUAUUGCACUGAGAAAACAUGGGAACUUAGCUAACUGGCUAGCUAGAGUUUUGAUCUUUUUAAGUUAUGCGUGGGAAUAUCGUGAAGAAAAUAUCCUAACAAAAAACAUGGCCAGCACUUUUGUUGCCGUUGGCCUGACGAUAGCUGCGGCAGGAUUUGCAGGUCGCUAUGCUAUCCAGGCAAUGAAAGUCAUGGAACCACAAGUGAAGCAGGCCCUGCAGAAUCUUCCUAAAUCUGCGUUUGGUGCUGGGUACUACAGAGGUGGAUUUGAUCCAAAAAUGACCAAAAGAGAAGCUUCGUUAAUUUUAGGAGUCAGCCCCACUGCUAACAAAACCAAAAUAAGAGAUGCGCAUAGGAAAAUAAUGGUAUUGAAUCAUCCAGAUAGAGGGGGAUCGCCAUACCUUGCUGCAAAAAUAAAUGAAGCAAAAGAUCUGCUGGAUGGGCAAGCUAAGAAAUAGAUCUAAUUUAUUGCACUUCAAAUUGUCCAGUGUGGCCUCUUCAGUGAUAAGCAUAUCUGUCAUCCUUCUAAUAUCAACAAUAAAUUGGUGUUUGUAAAUAUGCAA
Conger conger (European conger) is the source of this 604-nucleotide messenger RNA. It is a transcript of the gene dnajc19, whose product is annotated as DnaJ (Hsp40) homolog, subfamily C, member 19. The record is from RefSeq and is a predicted model, not a curated record. NCBI's taxonomy places the organism in Eukaryota, Metazoa, Chordata, Actinopteri, Anguilliformes, Congridae. Bases 149 to 499 code for a protein of 116 amino acids. Gene Ontology annotation, biological process: protein import into mitochondrial matrix. Gene Ontology annotation, cellular component: PAM complex, Tim23 associated import motor. Gene Ontology annotation, molecular function: ATPase activator activity. The transcript has 6 exons.